Messenger RNA from Fusarium poae, 2253 nucleotides. RefSeq lists its product as uncharacterized. The transcript has 4 exons. Lineage: Eukaryota; Fungi; Ascomycota; Sordariomycetes; Hypocreales; Nectriaceae. Gene Ontology annotation, molecular function: zinc ion binding; DNA binding; DNA-binding transcription factor activity, RNA polymerase II-specific. Gene Ontology annotation, biological process: regulation of DNA-templated transcription; DNA-templated transcription. Bases 1 to 2253 code for a protein of 750 amino acids. The record is from RefSeq and is a predicted model, not a curated record.
AUGGCUACAUCAGUUCAAAAACCGCGACAAAGGAGACAACUCAGAGUUCGAUCGUUUCGAGCCUGCGUGACAUGUCAUUCGAGAAAGGUUCGAUGUGAUGCUCUGAGCAAAGGGAUUCCUUGCACCAACUGCGCUGCAUUUAAUAUCAGGUGUCAAGUUCCAGGCAUAGAGGAACCUCUGGUGAGCACUCUGACCAGCCGCGGAAAAGGGGGGCAGAAGAUCGCACAGAGAGAUUCCUCAAGCACCCUCACCAGUACGCCAGCCUCAAGUACUCAGGCGUAUCAAACAAGUCCCCGGCAAGAUGGAGUUGCGUCACUAACCAAAUUCAAUGUUCUGCCUAUCACAUCGGCAGGCCAUGUUCUUUACAUUGGCGAGUCUGCAGGCUUUGACCUCCUUCUUCGUGGAACCCAAAGCCCCGUACAUUUCCCCAUGCCUCAGGAUACACAUGUGCUGUCAAUUCCUGCUGGACUGGACCCUCUCGAGAUACAGAUCCUGAAGCGAAGAGGGGCCUUUGUACUACCUCCGAAAGCGCUUUGUGACGACUUGAUAAAGACCUACUUUUCUUGGGUUCACCCGAUUGUACCUGUUAUUAACCGUACAAAAUUCAUGUCACAAUAUCGAGAUGCCAGGAAUCCUCCCUCGAUGCUCCUUCUUCAGUGUAUCUUACUGGCCGGUGCCCGAAUUAGCACAAACUCGCAGUUGAAAGUUGACGGAUCAACUUCAACUGCCGUUGCAACAUUUUAUCGACGCGCAAAAGCCCUUUAUGAUGCCGACUAUGAGCGCGAUCGAAUAAUCUUGGUUCAAUCAAUGCUCUUGAUGGGGUGGUACUGGGUUGGCCCUGAUGACAUAUCCAAGAACAUGUUUUAUUGGAGUCAAUCCGCAAUCACUGUUGCUCAGAAUUUCGGUCUCCAUCGCAGCAUGGAAGACUCGAGACUGUCAAUAAGUGACAAGAGGCUGCGUAGGCGGAUUUGGUGGACGCUAUUCACUCGAGAUCGCGCUUUAGCUGUUGGCCUGGGACAAUCAGUAUCCAUCAAUCUCGAUGAUUGCGAUGUCGACCUGAUAGUCGACGAUGACUUCAUCGAGCAUGAUGGGAAUGAUAUCGACGAAUACCCGCCCGAUCCUAUUCACGUGGAUUUUUUCGUCCAGUACGUGAAGCUGUGUAAGCUGAUAGGGCUUGUCGCAUCGAAAUAUUCCAAGUUAUCCAGACAUGGUCAAGACUGCAACGACAUCAACUCGAUUAGUGCAGCCUUUUCCAAAUGGAACCAGGAGUGCCCUAUUACCAUGCGCUGGGAGAGAUCGAAGCACCAUUUUUGGUCUGGAAUACUAUACCUGCACUACUUUAGCGCUCGUUGUCUGCUGCAUCGCGCAAGCUCCCCUCGCAACAGAAAGACUUUGCAAGACACAAAACAAUCUUAUGGAUCACCAGAUGGGGCUGUUCGCGCAGCAAAUAUGAUUACCUCGAUUAUUGAAGCCCUCAGCGACAGACAACAGCUACGUCGCUGUCCUCCAUUCAUCGUCCACAGCCUCUUUUCAGCAAUUCUCAUACAUUUACACGUGUCAAACACGCCGUCUCCGUCUAUCAGUAGACUCGCCCACCGACGACUCAGCACCUGCUUAGAAGCCAUCAAAGAUUUGGCACAAGUGUGGGUGGUGGGAAGAACAGUGCUGACAAUGAUUGAAAAGAUUUCAGGUCUCAGCACUGAGGAGAAGCCGUCGCGAUCUAACCAUGGCUCCCGCUCCCCUCUGAAGGGCGAAGUCUUUGUCGACCUUGGAUGUGCUGAUACUUCAGAUCCGGCUUGCAGCCCCAAUAAUGGAAGGCUGCCUACAGAGGUUAAAGAUAGCACUCAAAGACCCCAAGAUUUUCCAAAUUGUGACGAAACACUGCCUUAUUGCGACGAAUAUACCCCAGUAGUCAUAGGCUUCAGUGAAGCGAAUCCCACCAUUCACGACUAUCCUCCACACUCCAACCUCGGUGGCCCUCACCCGCAAAUUGGCUAUAGUAACCUACUCCCCGAUGCAACUGUGCUCUCGGGAUCCAUGCCUGACACAUUCUAUGUUGAGGACACAGCCCGAGUCUGCAACCCAAUGGCAGACAUAACAGCCUUUACAUGGGAUCAGUUUCAGAUAGGUUGGCAACAAGACUACAGUAUUUCAGUGCCUUGGAGUCUGGAGCUUGAUCUUCAAAGCCUAACAGCACCAACAAUAGAUACGAUUUAUCCAGAGUCGGGAUCUUUUAUAGAAACUGGUAAUUAA